AAAUUUAUAAUAUUGGUAAUAAUAGUUUUGAGAAUAGAGUUAUUUUAAACAAUGACCCUCGACCAUUUCACAUUCACACCGAAAAGCUACAUGACAUUUCAACAAAGAUAUGCCAUCGAUGCCAAGCAUUGGGCUGGUGCUAAAGCGAACGCACCAAUCUUAGCAUUUCUUGGACUGGAAGCGUCGUUAGAGACUGAUUUGGCUGCCUUUGGUUUUCUUAGUGACAACGCUCCUCAUUUUAAAGCGCUCAAAGUCUAUAUAGAGCAUAGGUAUUAUGGGAAUACGAUUCCAUUUGGAUCGGCAAAAGAAGCAAUGAAGAACGCGAGUACGUUGGGGUAUUUGACCACAGCUCAAGCCCUGGCAGACUACGCUGCAAUUCUCUUGCAUAUUAAGGAGAAGUACUUAGCUAAACAGAGCCCUAUCAUUGUCGUAGGAGGAUCUUAUGGUGGAAUGUUAGCAGCAUGGUUUAGGCUAAAAUAUCCGCACAUAGCACUCGGGGCAUUAGCAUCUUCAGCUCCUCUUCUCUACUUUGAAGAUACUCGUCCUAAAUUUGGUUAUUAUUAUGUUAUAACCAAAGUUUUCAAGGAAACGAAUAAGAGAUGUUACAACACGAUCCGCAAAUCCUGGGAAGAAAUUGAUAGAGUUGCUGCCAAACCCAACGGUUUAUUGAUCCUCAGCAAAAAAUUCAAAACUUGCACUCCAUUAAGUAGAAGCUUUGAUCUUAAAGACUUCUUGGACACGAUAUAUGCUGAAACUGUUCAAUACAACGAUGGUUUUUGGGUGACCAGCGUGUGCAAUGCAAUCAACGCCAAUUCACCAAACCGUAAAAUUGAUAUACUCGACCGGAUUUUCGCAGGUGUUGUCGCUUUAAUAGGCAACCAAUCUUGCUAUAAUACCAAUUAUUCUGUGCAUGUCACAAACAAUGAUAUGGCAUGGAGAUGGCAGUGCUGCAGCGAGAUAGUGAUACCGGUGGGACAUGACAAACAAGACACAAUGUACCAAACAUCACCGUUUAAUAUGACCAGUUACAUUGAAGACUGUGAAUCUUCUUAUGGAGUCCGUCCUAGGCCACAUUGGAUAACAACGUACUUCGGCAUUCAGGAUGUCAAGUUAAUCCUUCGAAGAUUUGGGAGCAACAUCAUUUUUUCUAAUGGAUUGUCAGAUCCUUAUAGCGUUGGCGGGUAAAUAACUUGUUCCUAAUUAUUUGAACAGAGUAUUAGUGAAUCGAUGUGUACAAGGUUUUAUGCAUUUUUUUAAUAUAUUUCAGAGUUUUGGAAGAUCUUUCAGAUAGUGUAAUCGCUAUCACGACAAAAAAUGGUAAUUUAUUAAAUUUUCAGUUUUAGU
This is a messenger RNA of Arabidopsis arenosa, 1344 nucleotides long. The record is from the annotation of a GenBank genome assembly. NCBI's taxonomy places the organism in Eukaryota, Viridiplantae, Streptophyta, Magnoliopsida, Brassicales, Brassicaceae.